Molecule: messenger RNA, 2212 nt
Organism: Schistosoma turkestanicum
Lineage: Eukaryota; Metazoa; Platyhelminthes; Trematoda; Strigeidida; Schistosomatidae
Source: the annotation of a GenBank genome assembly
AUGCUUCAUCGACCUACACUUAUGCCUCCAUCAAUGAAAUCAUCCACAAAAUUCAACCUUUCCACAAAUUCACCACAUCCAUCCCAAUCAAUCAAAAUUGAAAGUCCAGAAUUAAUUCAACUUUUCAACUGUAAUGAUGAUGAUGAAAUUGUGGUUGUUGAACCGACAGAUCCAGAUGAAGAUCGAAUGAAACAGGAAGAGACAACAUUUGAAGAUGUAUUGAACAAGAAACAAGAAGAUCACAACGAAGAAGUUGAUCACAAUGGUAAUGAAACGGACAUGAAUUCAACUGAAUCCAACAUGCCAGUGUCGACUAGUAAGGUGGUGGAUGAACCGACUGUAAGCGAAACACAAAACGAAGCUCCAAUCACCGUAACCACGGAUUCGGUGAGACCCAUCAGCAUCUUACCUCUGAAUGAUGCCAUUCAAACUCUUUUAACAUGUACACCACAUGUUCCCACUAUACAGAAUGUCUCGAUUCAACCUAUACUACCAGGUAAAGUGAGCGGUUCGGGAAGUGUACAGAACCCGAGUGUUGUUCCCAGUGUAUUGCCUACACUGUGGCUCCAUUCUCCUGUUGUGAAUCCGACGGCUAUUAGUGUGCCGAAUUUGAAUAACCUAACAGAUUUGACGAAUAAUAUUGUGCAGAAUACUACGAAUGCACUCAAUCCACUUGUGGCUGCUGUACUUGUCAACUGUGCUACAGUGAACAUGAUCAGUCAACUAGCAGGAUCUAUGUGUAGUCCGAUCAUGAACAGCCUGAUUGAUGCAAAUGUUAGUGUUAGUAACGUGAAUAGUAAUAAUAAUAAUCUAAUCCAGAGUGGAAUCACCAGCAGCUGCAAUAGUGGUAGUGGUGUGACCACUGUAACAAUCCCUACAGCGUCAAUACUUCCUAAUUUAUUAUCUGCGAUCCCUCUGUCUACGCAUGUACCUGGAUUAACAAUGAACACAACCAAUGCGGUUCUAUAUACUUCAGCGAAUAAUGUGUGUGAUGUUGGUGUUAAUAGUGCAGUAGUAUCGUCUACUGGAACUCUCAUUACGAAUAAUAGUAAUAAUACUGGAAGUAUGAUUGUGAUACCAUCGAAAGUGGAGAAUGUUCCUACAACUUCAUUGUCAUCCAGUGUGAAUUUCAGUCAAGCUGAAAGAAAAAGUGUGACAUAUAAUACUGGAGAAUUAAACAUGAAUAAUUCACAGAAUAAUAAUAAUAAUAAUAAUAAUAAUAAUAGCUGUACAAUGACAAAGAAUGCUUAUUCUAAAGUUGUGUUCAAUACGAAAUGUACUAAAGAAUCAAGGAAGCACACCUGUACAUAUCCAGGUUGUGGUAAAUCUUAUACUAGACGACAUCGAUUAAAUCAACAUAUAUCAACACAUACUGGCACUGGUCCAAUACCUUGUGAUGCACCAAAUUGUAAUGUGAGAUAUUUUUCCGAGGAAGAUUUAAAACGACAUAAAUUAUCUCAACAUACUCUAGUUGAGAAAGGUCCUCGUCGUCGACAUGUAUGCACUUAUUCAGGAUGUGGUAAAUCUUAUUCAGAGUUGAACAAACUCAGGGAGCAUUUGAGGACGCAUACAGGUGAACGACCAUAUGUUUGUCGUAAACCUGGUUGUGGUGCUACAUUUGUUCGUUUAUCUGGAGUUAAAUCUCAUGAACUAACACAUGUAUACAUUCAUAAACGUUCGAAACGAUUAACUCAAUAUCCUAUCUCUAUGAUUAAUCAUAUCAUCGGAACAAGUUUUGACAGUUCUGAAUUAAAAUUGACUAAUCAAGAUAAUGCAGAAAUGAGUAGUGUUUCAUUAGAUACCUUACCUAAAUCAACUGAAAUAUCACCGAUAAUGCCUAAGAAUUGUACUUUUCCAAUGAUUGCACCAAAAUCAACUGAUCCUCCUUCUUCUUCUUUGUUACCGAUUUCCACUGUAAGUUGGGAUUCCGGAUUGAAAUUACCUCAUGUUUGUCCAUUUAAAGAAUGUGGUAAAGUAUUCCUGAAACGAAAUAAAUUACGUGAUCAUAUUUAUCGACAUACAGGUAUAAGACCGUUUGUUUGUGAUCAAUGUAAAGCAUCAUUUGUUCAACGUUAUGAAUUACGCUGUCAUAGUUAUGUUCAUCUUCGUGCUGCACAGUCUAAAAUUAUAAUUUGAUUCAUUUCGAAUUUCUUCCUAACCAACACUAACCAUUAUUCAAUUAAUAACAGUCAACUGAUCAUGCAUAUUUUUG